This is a messenger RNA of Hordeum vulgare subsp. vulgare (domesticated barley), 636 nucleotides long. Its product is annotated as mulatexin-like. The coding region runs from base 47 to 475 and encodes 142 amino acids. The record is from RefSeq and is a predicted model, not a curated record. NCBI's taxonomy places the organism in Eukaryota, Viridiplantae, Streptophyta, Magnoliopsida, Poales, Poaceae. The transcript has 2 exons.
UUCUCCUCACACCACCAUUCGAACGACUUCUUUUCAGCACUUCGCCAUGGCGUUCAGUGGCGCCCAGAUGCUUGCUGCCUUCACGCUGGCCUUUCUCCUCAUGGCCUUUUGUACGGAGGCUCGGGUAUGCAUGUCCCCUAGCAAGUUGUACAAAGGCAAAGGCCCUUGCAAGAAUGUGCGCUGCACCGCGACCUGUCACAAAGAGCACUUCAAGGGUGGGUUCUGCUCCAGUACAAAGUCACUUGUUGGCGAUGAGCUCAACGAAGACAACGACAAUCGCAUCUUUCGCAAACCACCUAAGAAGGAGAAGGAGAAAACGAAGUGCGUGUGUACAUUCCCAUGCGGCAAAGGCCCGGCACCACCGUCGGAACCUGACGUGCCAGAGCCACCGCCGGCUGAACCCGAGUUGCCAGAGCCGCCAUCCAAAGGCCCUACGAAGAAGCCGCCGCCGCCCCCAUAUGAACGUGACAUGUGAGAGCCGCCCUUGAGAGACAACAAGAAGAAGAAGCCACCGCCAGCUGCCAACCAGUGGGCAAAUGAUUUUAAUAAGAGAGGAAUUAAUUAACACUUGUCUUACAUAUGCAUAAUAUUGAUUGUGUGAGAAUAAUAAUGAAUCUUUCUUAUAUCUUAUAUUUA